This is a messenger RNA of Kluyveromyces lactis, 552 nucleotides long. RefSeq lists its product as uncharacterized. Bases 1 to 552 code for a protein of 183 amino acids. NCBI's taxonomy places the organism in Eukaryota, Fungi, Ascomycota, Saccharomycetes, Saccharomycetales, Saccharomycetaceae. The record is from RefSeq and is a predicted model, not a curated record. The transcript has a single exon.
AUGCUUUCACUGCUCAAACAUGCUCCUUAUUCAAUCAUAAACCAUAGAUUCGAGGUGAAGAUUAACGAUUCUGAGCACAGAAGGUUAGAUAUUUCAAAAUUCAAGAGAUGCAUUUUACUGUACUACGACUGUACUAACGAAAACAGCCAAAAGCUGUUCGCGUUCAUUCCUCUCUCUCUCUCUAUUCACAUUUCCCGUUUCCCAUUUUAUUCUUUCUCUUUACAUAUCUUACUCCCCCAAUCCAAUCAUACUCUUAUGAUUGCUUACGUAUUAUCCAAUUUUGGAAAGGAAACUACCCUCACUUAUAUCGUUACUCACUUCCCACACCCUACUACUUCUGUUCAGUCCUGCUACAGUUUACUAUUUAUACAAACUGCUGCAUCAAUAGAGAAGAAAGUGCCCAUAACAUCUCCAUACUGUGCUCUGCUACACCCCGCUAUACUCUGCUAUUCUCUGCUAUAUUCGAGACCACUAUGGCACCUAAUAACCUUUCCACCGAGCCGCCAUCAAAAUACAGACUCCCCGUUUCAAGACUAUCAAAUACGUUUUUGA